Molecule: messenger RNA, 643 nt
Organism: Papilio xuthus (Asian swallowtail)
Lineage: Eukaryota; Metazoa; Arthropoda; Insecta; Lepidoptera; Papilionidae
Product: nucleoredoxin-like protein 2
Exons: 1
Coding region: 62-628 (188 amino acids)
Biological process (GO): photoreceptor cell maintenance; sensory perception
Source: RefSeq, a predicted model, not a curated record
AAUAAACUUUUAUUUGCUUGUAAUGUACUAGUUAGUUUAAUUUAGUUGUAACUAGGCAAACAUGUCUGCGAGCGCAGACUCAGAGUCUGUGUGCGCACCGUACAACUGGGUGGAUAGUGCGGCGGUGUACAACAAGCGCGGAGAGCGGGUGCUCGCCGAACGCCUGCGCCGCGCACCCGCUAUCGCCCUCCUCUUCACAUCACGCGGCGUCGACAGAGAAGGCGUCGUAGCACGCUUCUGCCGCAUCUACCAGGACAUCAGCCACCUCCAUCUGCCUUUCGAGGUGAUCUACGUGCCCAUGGACGACACCGCAGAGGACGCGGCGGCCUCUUACGGCGAGCAGCCGGACUGGCUCACUCUGCGGUUUGAUGAUACCCUGGUACACGAGCUGAAGUACAUGCACGAGGUGACGUGCAUCCCGCAGCUGCUGGUGGUGCGGGGCGACGGCGCGAUGAUAUCCUCGCACGGGAUUUCUGACCUGGAGGAGUACGGGAGGAACGCGGUGCUGUCCUGGCUGCCCUCUGCCGCCUGCAGCGCGGCGCGGGGGGAUGACGCGGUCGUAGACCGCGACCUCUCCCUCCUGCAUGAUCAUCAUAUCAAGUUUGGUGAUGCAGAACAGAAGGUAUGAUAGACGUCACAUAUU